Stylonychia lemnae is the source of this 1893-nucleotide messenger RNA. The record is from the annotation of a GenBank genome assembly. Lineage: Eukaryota; Ciliophora; Spirotrichea; Sporadotrichida; Oxytrichidae.
AUGGGGAAAAACAAAGGCGGAGGUAAAAAUUAAAAGGAGGAAGAAAAAAAGGUAGCAAGCGGGGCAGAGCUAAAGUAAGAUGAUAAGAAGAAAAAGAAAGCUGGAGGCUGGAAGGCUUAACUUGAAGAAGAGGAACGAUAAGCUAAAGCAGAUAAGCUUUUAGCAGAAUAUGGUGAUUCACCACCUAGUGAGGUAUUUGCUAAAUUUGCAGAAGAAAUGUCUGAGUGCCCUUCAAGUGCUAAAGGUGGAUUGCUAGGAUAUUUUGGUAAAGGCUAAAUGGAUCAGACAUUUGAAGAAAUUGCUUUUAAGACUCCUGUUGGAAGAAUGAGUGGAAGUGAGAAAGUGAUGAGAGUCCUAUGCAGUAAAAUAAAAAGUUACAAUAAAACAAAAAAGAAUCUAUUCAAAGUCGAAGCCCUGAAUUUGAGUAAAAAGGACUUAAAAAAUUGGGUCCAGGAUACAUUACUUCUAUCUAAGAUGGUUCGAUAUCAAGUAACAUUCCACCUUAUUCAAUUAACAAAGGAGAGAUACCGUCUGGCUCGGAGUUCAACUUACAAAGGAUAAUUAGAAAAUGGGAAAAGGCAUGGUUUAGGUGUAAUGAUAUAUCACGAUAAUGUGAGAGUCUAUGAGGGUAUGUGGCUUGAUGAUUAGAGAAGUGGUAAGGGUUAUGAAAGAUAUCAAAAAGGAAAUAUUUAUGAAGGGGAUUUCAAGGAUAAUAAAGCAAAUGGCAGAGGAAUUUAUAAAUGGAAAAAAGGAGAAAUAUAUGAUGGUGAAUGGGUUAAUGGUAAGAAGGAAGGACAUGGUGUAUGGAGAGGAGUUCAUGGAGACUGUUAUAUAGGAGAAUGGAAAAUGAGCAAAGCUUGGGGAUAUGGAGUUCAUGUUUGGAAAAAUGGAGACAAAUAUGAAGGUGAAUGGUAUGACUGCCUUAAGCAUGGUCAAGGUACAGAUUUAUUUGGAAAUGGAGAUACAUAUUAGGGUUAAUAUAAAUUUGGCAAACCUGAUGGAUUCGGAUAAUAUAAAUGGAGCAAUGGAUCAUUUUAUAUCGGAGAGUUCAAAAACGGUUUAAAACAUGGAAAGGGUAAAUGGAAGAAGAAUAAUUUACCCAACUGUAAUUAAUAUGAAGGAGAAUACUCAAUGGAUAAGAAACAUGGAUAUGGUGUAUUUAGUUGGGAGAGCGGAAAUGUCUAUAAAGGCAAUUAUAAAGAAGAUAUAAGAGAAGGCUAUGGUGAAAUGUAUUGGACUGACGGUUAGAUCUACAAGGGAGAAUGGUUUGAGGGUCUUCAACAUGGACAUGGCUGUUUAAUGCUUCCAGAUGGAAGGAAAAAAGAGGGUCCAUUUGAAAGAGGUAUAUUUAUGGGCAAGGAGCAAGAACCUCCAAAAGUAGAGUAAGUUGAAUCAGACAAAGAUCCAUUUGAGGAAACUUAAUAGAUGCAUGAUGAAUUAAAACUCCCAAUGAUUGCGAAUCAAUCUUUAAUAAACGAUCCAAUUGAUGACUCUUAAUUGAGAAUUCACCACCAUCAUAUUAACUCCAAAAGGCCUAAUUUAUUAUCAAAGAGUGUAGCUGGGAUCACUGAAAUAUCUAACUCCAAUAGAUAGCAUGAGCGAUAUCAUUCAGUAAAUCAAAGUCUUCCAGAUAUUUAAAUUACUAAUAGGCAGUAGAGUGAGAGUAGCAGAGGAAAUUACCCAACUCAAGAUACUAUGCUAAAUAAUCAUCAUAACAUACGUAGAGCUAAUCAGGAGGCACUUAAUUUACUACUUAGGAAAGCAAGAAAUAAAAAGAAAGCAAUGUGGUUGCCAAAUGGCAACCAGAAGCAAAGCAAACAAUUUCAUAUAAAUGUAAAGCCUAAAAGUAAUUUCAGUGUCCUUUCUAGUAAGUCAGACUUAUAUAUGCUUUGA